AAUCCGCUUUCUUAUCCUUCAAUCCGAUUUAAUCGUUCUUUUGCCAAAUAGUUUAAGAUUUAAUAAAACAGGAGUAGAUCCUGAAGGUUGACUGUUGAUUAAAUCGCAAGUGUUGUAAAGAACUUAUGGAAUGUUUAUACAGAUGGAUCUUAUCUAAGAUCAAAAGAUAUGCCUAAAGGCGACUUACCGACGUCAGCGCUCAAUUAUGGCUGUGAUAUUCAGAAUCCAUUGUCAGCAUCUGUAAUACGAUUAAUUGAAAUGGUUUUAAAAGGCGAUAACGAUGCGAAACUGCAUGAGCAAUCGCAAAUCUCUAUCAAGUUAUAUAGUGAAUCGGCUGCGAAAAGUGUUUCGAGCUAUCGUUUCUUGCUGAAAGGUCCCGAUCAGAAUGUCAAUUUCCCGACUACUACUUUCCAGGGUGUAAACAGUCGGUCCACAGAUGAAUAUUUGAUCCAGCUACUGAAAGCUAUUGAGGUAUGUCGCAACGAAUUAGCAACAUCGUUCUUCUGUCGAUUUCUGUUAGGUUUUAUCACCUGCUGCAAACCUUCUGCAUCAUUGGUACGUCAGCGUCGCAUAAUUCGCUUGGAUGGAACAAAUUCUCUCAUUAGAUGUUUUGUGUCAUUUAUCACCGAAGUAGUACAUUGUAGCAGUAUUGAUAUGCUCUGUUCUCUUCUGAUUAUGUUAUAUGUUAGAGACAAAAAAUUUUGCCUGAAAGUUCGUUUGGAUGGUUUAAUUAUGUUGUUCCAAAAGAAGUUACUAUUGUUUGCUAAGGACAGGAAAAUGAUAUCGGUUUUGCAAUUAUGCUGUUGCUCUAUCCGUUCGGCACAAAAUGCGCGGAUAUUUGGUAGAAAUCGAGAAUUUAUAAAGAAUUUGAUAACAGCAAUUAUUUCUGGCACGGAUGUAAUAAUUCUGGCUCGCCUUACAGAAAUACUUCAUGUAAUCAUCAAAUUCAAAAAUCGUCCCAUAAUGACUAUAUUGGAGUCGAAUGAUAUUUUUACAAUAUUAACGAAAACCUUUCAAAAAUAUUUCCAACAACAGUUUAUUGCGUCUGAGCAGGCUACCCUGGAAAUUUGCUUGUUUACGGUGGCAUCGUUAAGAAAUCUAAUAAGGCUAAGUAACCAUAUUUUGCAAUUUCUAGUUAAUUCUGUCCUUAAUAAGAGAAAGAUUGUGAUAAAGUACUGGUAUUGUCGGGGUUUAGAACGUAACAGAGAACGCCUACUAGCUGUUGGUGCAAUGGAAAUGUUUAAUUCAGCUAUCUCAUUCAUUAGCAACGACAAGGAGUACUUGGAUGAUGGCUCACCAAUGGGACUGUCUAUUAUAAAUCUUAAGGAAUCUUUACUUGCAUUGUGCAUGAGUUGCCUCCCUCUUCGUCCAUUCCCGAUAGCCUCAUCUACGCCACCACCAGUUAUUUUCCCGCUUCCUAGAGAAAUCCGUAGCAGCUCACAACAACAAUCUCAUUGGUCGCGUGGAAAAAAAGUUGAGGAAGCUUUCUUAUAUUCAGUAUGGCAAGAUAAACCUGCUGUGAGUAGCGAUGACGAUGGUGGCGACGAUGAAGACGAAGCAUUAUUUACAAUAGCAUCAUUGCACGACAAUGACAAGGAUAGCUCACAUUCAGUACCUGCAAGCUUCCAUCACCGUCUCUCUUUGACUGAGCUAACCGAUGACUAUUUUCAAUAUUUCAUUGAAUUUUUUCAAGGAACUGCCGUGGCAGGUUCAUCUCCAAUGACGACAACUUUAGGGAAAUCAAGAGUGAAAAAUUUUGCUGACUUGGUGGCAAAAGCAGUGAAGAAAACAAGAUCGCCAUCGGUUUUUAUAAAAAUUGCUUAUCCAGCGACAGUUCUUCCAACAAAAUUACAUUCUAUUUUGCAACCACUUGCAAAAGUUGAUUCGAAACGAGAUUUAUUGGCAAAAGUCAUAGCACAUUUGCGGGACGAAUCAUCAUUCUCUGCUCGUACUGUAUAUAAUUUGGAUUGUUUGAUUUCCGAUGAAACUCAAAUCCCUGCAUCCUGGAAAACAAUUGGAAAUGAUGAUGAAAACCGGAUUGGCAAAAUGGAUUCCAAUAAUCACUUGCUAUUUGAGAGCCGAUUUGAAGGUGGAAAUUUGAGGCGAGCCAUCCAAAUAAGUAAAAGGCAUUAUCAGUUGAUAUUAUCGCCAGAUAUCAACCAGUUACGACCACACUUUCAAUGGUUCUUCUUCGAAGUUUCCAAUAAUGAAGCAGACGUGGAUUAUAUAUUUGAAAUUAUUAAUUGCUUUAAAAAAACAUCCAUGUUUAAUCAUGGUAUGCAACCAGUACUGUUCUCAGUUACGGAGGCUUGUCGAGGAAAUCCUAAAUGGGUACGUGCAGGCUCAGCAAUAUGUUACUGUCGUAAUACUUUCAUCCGCAGCAAUUCUCGAAAACUGAAUGAUGCAUCUGCUCCAAGGCACUACUUUUCGUUAUAUUUUACGAUCAGAUUUAAAUAUCAAGCGGACGUAUGCUACAUUGCCUAUCAUUUCCCUUACACAUAUUCGAUGCUUCAAGCUACUUUGGAAAGAUAUUUAUUGAAAAAUGGCAAAGAAGGACAGCUCUAUGUUCGUAAUGAUCAGCUUUGUACAUCAUUAGCUGGUAAUACGGUGUCACUCGUUACGGUGACGGGUAGUGGUACUAGGGAACAACUGAUUGGUCGUCAGAUCAUAUUGUUGUGUGCCAGAGUACAUCCUGGAGAAAAUAACACUAGUUGGAUUAUGCAUGGUAUAAUGGAUUUCUUGAUGAGUGAUAAGGAAGAAGCUGUGGAACUCCGUGAUCAAUUCGUAUUUAAAUUAAUUCCAAUGUUAAAUGUCGAUGGUGUGAUAAACGGUUCACAUCGUUGCAGCUUGGCUGGCGUAGAUUUAAAUCGAACGUGGGAUCAGCCUUCACAAGUAUUGCAUCCUGUUAUUUAUCAUAGCAAAGCUAUUGUGCAAUAUAUAGUUGAUGUGCUCGGGAAGAAACCAUUUUUGUUUAUCGAUCUGCAUGGUCAUUCUAAUAAUUUUAAUUUGUUUCUUUAUGGAAAUAAUCCUGAUAGCUCAUGGCGUAUUCUGGACCACUCGCUUCCAGGAAGAAAUGAUUUUAUGUCGCUUCCAUUACUUUUGCAGCAGAUGUGUGAUUAUUUUUCACUAUCAAACUGUCGAUUUAACAUAACCAAAACCAAAGAAUCAUCGGCUCGUAUAACACUGUGGAGGCAAUUUGGCGUUACUCGAUCGUAUACCUUGGAAUCUACUUACUGUGGUUUCAGUUGUGGUUCUCUAAAGGGUUACCAGGUAAAUAUUGAACAUCUGAUGGAAAUGGGUAGGCAGCUAUGCAUGACAUUUAGCUAUCUGAAGAACUAUAGUCCUUCAAUUCAGCGGGAUGAUGAGGAUUCGGAGUAAUUUCGAAAUCUGAUCAAUAUGGAAAACAUGCAGAUUAUUCUGCUGCGUAGUUUAUUGAUUGUUUCUGAAAGUAUACUUUGCUGAAUACGUCAUUGUGUCAUGUUUAAAUGACUCCUGGUUUGUUUAAAUGACUCGUGA
This is a messenger RNA of Loa loa (African eye worm), 3516 nucleotides long. RefSeq names its product zinc carboxypeptidase. Gene Ontology annotation, molecular function: zinc ion binding; metallocarboxypeptidase activity. The coding region runs from base 169 to 3378 and encodes 1069 amino acids. NCBI's taxonomy places the organism in Eukaryota, Metazoa, Nematoda, Chromadorea, Rhabditida, Onchocercidae. The record is from RefSeq and is a predicted model, not a curated record. Gene Ontology annotation, biological process: C-terminal protein deglutamylation; protein side chain deglutamylation; proteolysis. The transcript has 23 exons.